Cryphonectria parasitica EP155 is the source of this 1257-nucleotide messenger RNA. RefSeq lists its product as uncharacterized. The transcript is spliced from 2 exons. The record is from RefSeq and is a predicted model, not a curated record. The coding region runs from base 1 to 1257 and encodes 418 amino acids. Lineage: Eukaryota; Fungi; Ascomycota; Sordariomycetes; Diaporthales; Cryphonectriaceae.
AUGGAUUCUAAUUGGCUGGUCGUGCUGGGUCUCCUCUCCUACCUCCUCGUGUCGACCUACUCCGUCUACUACGAGUUUGCGUACCAGACUCUGUGGUUGACGGGGACGAUCGACCUUGGCCUCGGGCUUUUCCGCCCUGCGGCCGCAUACGCUGCGGUGUUCCUUUGGGUCGUUGGAGGUUUCCUUCGGCUCGAAUGGCUCAUCUCGUGGUGUUGUGCGGUCGUAGGCUCCCGACGACCAUCGACGAGAGUCCUGGGGAAGCGACAGACGAUGCAAUCGGAUGUUCACUGCGCUAUGGGCUACCUUUCCGGAAAUCCAAGGGACCGCUCUGGACGACCACGGUUCUGCAAGUACGUCCAUUCCAACGAGGGCUGCGUUGAUGGGGAACGUCCGCUUGCAGACCGCGUGUACCACUGUUCUCACCUCGGAAAGAAGUGCCGAAAGGAUCCUCGAAGACGACCAGACGUGCACCUCGCGGUGUACGAUCAUUUCUGCGGUUGGCUACGGGUGAACGUGUACCUGGACACUAUUAAGCCGUACCUUCUCAGCAUGGUCUUCCUGUUCCUGGACUCAAUCAUCGUGUUCUCGUGUUCCGUCGCUGGGUGGUCAAUGACACGACAAUUGGAUUUUUCAUUGCAUGGGCCGACAACGCUCCUGGCAGUUGCUGUCGUGCUGUGGCUCGGCUGGCACAACAUGCACAUGAAAAUCCACAACUUGGCGAUGAGGAACCGCACGAUCCCGGAGAUGAACCAACUUCGACAAAACGCCGCGGGACUAGGCGGCCGGUUAUGGUUCGCCAUUCAGCUCGUUCCGACAGACGAAUUCGUUUACGCACGGUACCACGAAGGCCGUAAUCCUUGGGACCUCUCGGUCCGUCGCAACCUCUACCAGGUCUUUGGAGGCUGGGAUUGCUUACUGCCGUGGAGGCAGUCGCCCAGGUGCGUCGGUUACGGUGUUUCCCGUGGUAUCAGCGAUUUCGAAAUGAACGACGAGUUUUGGCGUUGGGUUGAGGAGGUCAGAGCCGAUCCGGGGUCGCGUGCUGCUGGAUCGCGGCCUACUGUUGUUGCACCGCUGGACCAACACCAGGAAGAGGGGCAACUGACGAGCUCGGUGACUGCUGCUGGACGUCUGCCGGCUCCACCGCCCGCAUCUCUUUGGACCUCCCCUCCACCACCUCUCCCAACAUCUCCGGAGCCCACAGCAUCCCCACCUGAAAUCCCUCUCCCCUUAUCUCCUACGUCCUCUGGCACAGGCUAG